Molecule: messenger RNA, 4314 nt
Organism: Durusdinium trenchii
Lineage: Eukaryota; Dinophyceae; Suessiales; Symbiodiniaceae
Source: the annotation of a GenBank genome assembly
AUGAUCGUGGCGCCAUGGGAUGCGUCUUCACCCGAUGCACUGCUGCAAGUACUGCGAGGGGCAGAAGUCACCCGGCAUCAGAACAAGCUGAUCCUCCGCAAUGCCUUUGAUUGGAGGCAACUCUUGGAACUGGCGGAGAAGCUCAACGAGGAGUCGCAUGCGCUGAACGUUUGCACCAUCCUCCACCGCCUCGCCAAAGGGGUGGCACGUGAGGGGCCUCGAGGUAUGUCAGAUCGUGCCCGGUCUUUGCGCAGCACUUUUGCCUGGCAAAGACUCACUUUUUUGGUGGAGAAAUUGGUGGCUGAUCUGAACAACAUGGAAUUGACAAAUUGCCUUUGGGCUUUAGCAGUGCUGGAAGCCAAUGGCCCUCAAGAAGAAGCUCUUUUGAAUUCUUUGAUCGCUGCUUGCUCCCAGUAUCUCUCCAGUUUCGAGCCACGGAACCUGGCACUCUCUGCCUGGGCUUUGGCCAAGAUGGGCUUGGAGAAGCAAUGGUGCCCACGAUGGGCGGAGGCCGUGGCAGUGAAGCUCCAAAGCUUUGAGACUCGAGACAUGACCAAUGUCAUAUGGGCAUUUGCCACAGUAUACUGGCGUGAUGAACGAUUCUUGAUGCGCUUUUGCAAGGAGGUGGAAGUGAAAGCAGAGCACUACUCUCCCCAGGAUGUGGGCAACACCCUGUGGGCCUUAGCGACGCUCUCUUGGAAGAACGACCUGGCCUUAACAGCCAUCUCCAAGCGAUGCUUUGACACCGCAGUCCACUUUGAUCAACAGAAUCUCUCCAUUUCACUCUGGAGCUAUGCCACCCUUGGCUACAAGACAAUGAAUCUGUUUCAUCACAUGACGCAAAUCAUCACCGAGCGCAUCAAGAGCUUCGCUGCACAAGGUAUUGCUAACGUGUGCUGGGCCCUUGCCAAAUUCCAAUUCCAACAGAAGUGCUUGCUGAUGACGAUUGCAGAAGAGGCUCCGACGCGGCUCGAUGACUUUGACCCGCAGCACAUGUCGAUUCUGGCAUGGGCAUAUGCCACCCUUGAGUUCCCAAACAGACCGUUGCUGACCGCAUUGUGCCAGGCUGCCGUACGGAAGAUGCCCAUGUUCAAUGCACAGCACAUGGCAAACAUGACCUGGGCCAUGGCCACCCUUGCCCACAAGGAUGAGCGGUACUUGCACGUUCUGGCGGAAAGGGCAAUGGAAGAGGUGGCACGCUUCAAUCCUCAAGAGUGCUCCAACUUGGUUUGGGCCUUCGCUUUGCUGACCUUCCGCGACGACGCCUUGCUUCAGGCCCUGAGCCGUCGCUCACAGGAGAUCGUGGCGGACUUCAUCCCGCAGAACUUGGGCAACACCGCGUGGGCCUACAAUCGUUUGGGCUAUCGUGACGAGCAGCUCAUGCAGUGCCUGGUGCGGGAGGCAGCAGGCCGCUUGCAGGAUUGUGCGGGGCAGGAGGUCUUAGACCUCAUCGAGUCCAUCGUUACAGGUGGAUAUGAGGCCUCUGUGGAAGGCCCCGAGUGGCAGCGGCUGGCCUGCUGGGCUGGACAGAAGGUGGAGGCGGUGGCGCGCUGCGUGGUCAGCUCCAGCGAGAUGCCGCUGACGCUCCGGAAGCUCCCAGACUUCGAUCGGGCGCUCGCCGUGCAGGACUACCAGGAUCACUUGGCCAGCUUUAGCUUGGUCGGCCUGGGGUUCACCUAUACGUGCCAAAUCUUGGAGCAGCUGGGCAUUCGCCUCCUCAACGGCUCAGAGAAGGAGGCCUGGCAGAAGGUCGCCCAGGAAGCCUCGAACUCGAUCAGCGGCACGGGCAAUCAGUCUGACGUCAGCAAAAAUGUGGAGGCACAAGAAGGACUGAAGAUUUGCCGCACGAUUUGCGUCUACCGCUAUGCCUUGCAGCUUGGACCGGAGACGGUGUGCGUGGGGCCCACGGCGGUGACCAGUGGUCCGGCGCGAGACGCCCACGAGCUGGGGCUUUUCGCAGCCACUUUGAGGCAUCCGAGGGGUGGGGACGGCGAGUUCCAAGCGCUCCAAGCAUGUGCCCGAGCCUCCAUGCAGCUGGGUUGUGAACCCACCGGUGCUCCUCCGAUGGAUGGCUCUGCGGUGGAAGGGGAGCUUUGGCUUCAUGUCUCCGAGGUGCCCUGUCUCUCCUGCGUCGGGGCCAUGGCGCAGUUCCGGAAGGUCUUCCCCGAUGUGAGCAUCCUGAUCUCCUUCAAUCUGGGAAAGCAGCCUUCGGAGAAGUCGCAGGACGGAUCUGCCAAGGCCGGUGCCAAGUAUCGGCAUACCGAAAGUCAGGUGCGCUUCGAAGCUGGAGAAUCGCUGAAAGCCUUCGAGGUUGACUUGAUUGACGACGACAACUUUGAUACCACCUUGGAUUUCCAUGUUCACAUGGAGAACCCUGAGAAUUGCGUGAUUCAGGGUGACAUGAGUGUUGCGAAAGUGCUGAUUUUUGACAACGACCUAUUUCCAUCCAGCGAGUUUGAGCCUUACCUGCAAAAUAUCAACUAUGUGGAGGAGGGAAGCCUUCAUAACAUUGGCUUCAAGCUGCUGUGGUCCUUCAUCCGCUUUACCUUUCUGCAUGUCCCCAGCAUUUGGUGGAAGUCCAUUGUGGCGAUUUUCUUGGCCCAGUUGGGAAACGCCUACUACCUGAUGACGAUCUACCUGAAGGUUUAUUUGGUGGACGUUUGCCUCAAUGUGAAGGACGAAUCUACCUUGGACCGGCUGCUCGUUCCUGGCAGUCGCGGCUUGACAGCGGCUCUCCUUGGACUCACGUGGGUCCUCCCGAACUUCAUUCUGGUGGCGGCUGACCAUUUUGAGAUGUCAGCUGGGGGCUUAGUUGCAAUGGUUUUCGAUCACGUUUGCAGAACUUUGCGUGCAAGAGAGGGUGCAGUGAAUGCCACCAUGGAGCCUAGGUCAUUCAUUCAGCUCUUGGAGCUGGGCAUGGACCCCUUGGUUUCCUGCGCCGGUGGCACGACCGUGGUGAAAUCCAUCGGGCUACAGACCGAGAUGCUGGGAGACGAGCUCCUUUCAGAGGACAUGGACUCCCAGGUGGUCUCCAAACCCGCAGCUGCCUCGCAGAUCAUGAAGGUGGCAAUAGGUCUCUUGGGCUUGGACCUCCAUGAGAAGCCCAGCUCAUGGGCUCAGACCUGGUUGGAGGCGUGUAGCGUGGGUGAGGUGUCCUUCAGCAUGGAGCCCAAACUGGCCAAGGAGGUGGAUGAAGGAUUCUGGUCAGAUCGAGACUUCAAGAAAGGUCAAGCAGAUUGGCAGCGGAAAGUCCUAUCUCACUUGCGGCAGCUUUAUCCUAAAGAGCACCGUGGGCGUUCCAAGGAAAAAGUUGAAAGACGAGGUCCUCAUGCUGAGCAGCUGGAGACAGUAGACUUCAUCCUGCAGCGAAUCACCUCUACAGUGAAUCUUCUUCAACGGCCCGAGCGGCACGCUGAGCCGCCCUUGAUCUUGCACCAGUAUACAGAUGGCAUGGUCCGAGAUGUUUGCGCUGACUUGAAGCAAUGGCUGGAGCAACUGGCUAACAUUUUGUCGGUGUAUCACGUUCAUAUCUUGGACCUCGAGGGCGACAAGCGACAAUUGACCAGCAAAGUAGGAGGAUUGGAGGAGAAGUUGAAGGAGUCUGAGGUGGAGAAAGAGGAUGCCGUAAGGCGUUUUCAGGAUAUGGACGCCCGGUGGAAUGAAGAGAAGAUGAAGAAACGUGCGGCCGCCUUGUUCGGGGUGAAGAGCAGCGAGGAGGAUCCCAAGAUCUACAGCCAGCUAGAGGUGGAUGAGAUGUACGAGCAGUGGAAGAAGGAGCAAGUCGAUCCCCUUUUGGAGGAGAUUCAAUCGUUGAAGAAGGCACAAAGAGAUUUGCUGGCGAAGAUGCAGUCGAUGAAGCACGAUCGAUCUGCACCAGUCGCAGCGAUACAAGAAGAAAUCACGCCUUCGCUGGGCUCCCGAGAAAUCGCUUUGUUGAACGCCUGCCUCACCAGUGCUUCGGAACGCUCUUUGGGUGAGCUCAAGGCUUUGCUCCUGCGCCUGGGCCACGCGCUCAGCGAACAGCGCGGAAGUGCCGAGUUUCAGGAGAUCCUUCGGCUGAUCCAGGCGAUCCCUAUCCUGGACAUUCCCGAGUCCAUGGAGACGGGCUCCCAAGCCGAUGCCGACCACCCGGCGAUCGGCCAGGAAGAGUUGGAGCUGCUCCAUGUGGGUCUGAAGGCUGCUGGGAAGCACGUGUCCCCUGACCUGGCUAGCCUUCUAUCGCAGCUGGGUCAAGGUGUUGCCGAGGGCAGUGACCUGAAGCGUGUGGUGCAGCUCAUCCAAAAAGUGACCCGACCGCGAAAUCAGCGAAGCUGA